GGAAAGCCAAUGGCCCUGCAUCCUGCUGCUUGACUUUCCAUCUUGAACGCUCCACCGUUAACCCGCCAAUCCGAAAGUGCGAUCGCGCGCUUCAAAGCUCGUCCCUUUUUCAAGAUUUCGGGCGCACCAUCCUGCCCUUCCGACAGCAGGCGAAGGAACAGAGCUUUGUCCGAACUCUCAUGGGGUCCGUUUUCAUUAUUUUCAUGCACCAGAGAGUAAAGACCAAGAGCAAGAUGAGCACCUAACCAGAAUAAACGCCAUCACAAGAACCCACCUACCCGGGAGUCCUACAUUUGUGCUGGUCAUAUCCACCUAAAUGAGCUCCCCAUUAAAGACUCUCAACCACCACUUCCUGAAACCCAUCCAAGCCUGUCGCUCAUGCCACCCAUUUUCUUCUUCUUCUUCUUCAUUAUUUAAGGCGUGGGCGCUAUCUCAUCGUUUUCAUCGGUACCCUGGUUUGUCCCAGUCUCGCUUUGCCUCAACAUCACAUUCCCGUUCAUUUAUGGAGGUAGUCAAAGCAGCUAUCAAGCAGGGAUCUACAGCUCGUGAUAGCAUUGCCAUUAGAGCUGACCAGAAGAGCUACAGUUACUUACAACUCAUAUCAUCUGCAUUUGAUAUCUCUAAACUGUUGUGUAGCGAGGAUUUGAAAACUAUUGAUGGUCUAAGGAGAAAUGGCUGUCUUAAUGGGGCUCGAAUUGGAGUUGUGGCUAGACCUUCAGCAGAAUUUGUUGCUGGAGUGCUUGGAACUUGGCUUAGCGGAGGUGUGGCAGUUCCACUGGCACUCAGCUACCCUGAAGCUGAGCUCUUGCAUGUGCUAAAUGAUUCGGAUGUUUCUAUGAUAUUGAGUACUGAGGAUCACCACAAUUUGAUGCAAAGUGUUGCUGCUAAAACUGCUGCCAAGUGUUCUCUCAUUCCUCCUGUAGACAGUUCAUCUAAAGCAAGCACACAUGAGACUUUCCAGGAAAAUUUUCAGUCUCAUGAGCGAGAAGGUGCUUUAGCAGUUAGAAUUAAUUGCUUUCAUUGUAUGUUCAGUAAUAUGGGUGGUUUUUUUUAUACGAACUCUGUUGUGCACAAUGGUUCAGGUGAGGAUCCAGCUUUAAUUGUAUAUACAAGUGGUACAACAGGAAAACCUAAAGGAGUUGUACAUACACACAAAAGCAUCUCCGCACAGGUCAAAACUUUGGCGGAAGCAUGGGAAUAUACAUCAACAGAUCAGUUUCUGCAUUGUCUACCUCUACAUCACGUUCAUGGACUCUUCAACGGUUUACUUGCACCUCUCUAUGCUGGCUCCUCGGUUGAAUUUAUGCCAAAAUUCAGUGUGAGGGGAAUUUGGCAGAGAUGGCUGGAAUCAUAUCCGGAUGGCAGUAAAGCUGCAGAUGCUAUAACAGUGUUUACCGGGGUCCCAACUAUGUACACCCGCUUGAUACAAGGUUAUGAAGCUAUGGACCCAGAUUUACAAGCUCAGUCUGCUUCAGCUGCGAGCCAUUUGCGUCUUAUGAUGUGUGGUUCCUCUGCAUUACCAUAUCCAGUCAUGCAACAAUGGGAAACUAUUACAGGACAUCGCCUUUUGGAGCGCUACGGCAUGACUGAGUUUGUCAUGGCAAUAUCUAAUCCUUUGAAAGGCAUUCGAAAGGGAGGCACUGUUGGCAAACCUUUUCCUGGAGUAGAGGUCAAGAUCAUUGCAGAAGAUGAAAUUGGAAAUGAAACACCUGGUGCAGGUGAGCUAUGUGUCAGAAGCCCUUCAUUGUUCAGGGAAUACUGGAAGCUCCCUCAGGUAACUAAGGAAUCAUUCAUCGAUGGUGGAUAUUUUAAAACUGGAGAUGCUGUUAGAGUGGAUGAAGAUGGGUAUUAUAUCAUUUUGGGACGAACCAGCGCAGAUAUUAUGAAGGUUGGAGGAUACAAAUUAUCAGCAUUAGAAAUUGAAGCAGUUCUUUUGGAGCAUCCUGUCAUAGCAGAGUGCUGUGUGUUGGGUGUACCGGACAAAGAUUAUGGAGAAGCUGUAUGUGCAAUAAUUGUGCCAGAGGCAGAACUGAAGCAGAACAGUGGGGAAGAAUUGAAGCCUGCUUUAACACUGAAUGAACUUACUACGUGGGCAAAGGAUAAACUUGCACCAUACAAGCUGCCAACCAAAAUGUUCCUGUGGGACUCCCUUCCUCGCAAUGCAAUGGGAAAGGUGAAUAAAAAGGAGUUGAAGAAGAAGCUGGCCGCUGAAGGACAAUCAGCUUCUGUUGCUCAACAUCCAGCAUGACACCAGGAAGACUAACUGGGCGACAAGGGCAUAAUGCAUGUUGAAUUAUCGAAGAAGAUGGCUGGAGAUACAUUAUCGCAGCACCGCUGCACAGAGUUUUAGGAGAUGAUUUUUUGUUUUGCUUUUGAAGUUCUUGUAAUUUUCAUCGUUGGAUUUUGAUGUUGCAUAGCUAAUGUCCUGAGACCGCUUUGCACAAGAGAAAAAACUUCGUUAUGCUAUGAUUAAAUCAUCUACAAUAAGAUGAUUCUUUUGGUAAAUUUGCGACACUUGAUACA
This is a messenger RNA of Eucalyptus grandis, 2523 nucleotides long. RefSeq names its product malonate--CoA ligase. Gene Ontology annotation, biological process: fatty acid metabolic process. The record is from RefSeq and is a predicted model, not a curated record. The transcript is spliced from 17 exons. Bases 317 to 2248 code for a protein of 643 amino acids. NCBI's taxonomy places the organism in Eukaryota, Viridiplantae, Streptophyta, Magnoliopsida, Myrtales, Myrtaceae. Gene Ontology annotation, molecular function: medium-chain fatty acid-CoA ligase activity.